This is a messenger RNA of Thrips palmi, 6389 nucleotides long. It is a transcript of the gene Cad99C, whose product is annotated as cadherin-99C. The coding region runs from base 460 to 5250 and encodes 1596 amino acids. NCBI's taxonomy places the organism in Eukaryota, Metazoa, Arthropoda, Insecta, Thysanoptera, Thripidae. The record is from RefSeq and is a predicted model, not a curated record. Gene Ontology annotation, cellular component: plasma membrane; cell-cell junction. The transcript has 20 exons. Gene Ontology annotation, biological process: homophilic cell-cell adhesion. Gene Ontology annotation, molecular function: calcium ion binding.
CAGUUCAAGUCGGAUCUCCGGCGGGAGAGGUCUUGGUCGUCGCGCCGUGUUCCCCUUUCCUUCGUGGCCACCGGUGCGGUUCGGCUGGUGCGUGCGGUGCGUGUCGCGCGAGGUGUCAAGUGGCUCCUCGUCCCCGUCAGUGAGAAAGUACCGAGUGCGCGACACUCGGGGCCGCGUGUGCGUUUCGUGGGAGGCAGUGUGGUGGCCAAAGUGCACCAAAGUGCCGCGAGUGUGUUGCAAGUCGAGUUUACCAAAGUGCACCGUCGCGGAGCUCGAGCAGGGCAACGCUGCCUCGCUUCCUCGCCCAAUUGGAUACUUUUAUUGGAUUUCUCUCCCUCACCAGCUGCUCUUCUUAGUCGAGGAUGACGACGAGGAUGGCCAGGAUGUGAGGGACCGCCCAGCCACGCGCGGUGGACCGCCGACGACCAGCCGGGGCCACGCCCUGGCCGCGCAGAGGGCAUGAGGCCAGCCCCGCCCGCCCCCGCCGGGGCGCUGUACGCCCUGUACGCCGCGCUGGCGGUCUUGCUGGCCGUGUGCGCCGGGCCCAGCGACGCGGCCAAACCAGGACUAUGCGAGGUGGAGACCGGCCAGUCCAACAUCAUCCUGGACGUCGAAGAGAGCAGGGGACCUCAAAUCAACCAGCAGACCAGCCCCGCCGACCUGCCCGUGGUGGGCGACCCCUUCUCUGACAUCGCCCUGGACCUGGUGUUCCCCAAGGGGUCGCCCAUGUUCAUCCUCAACGGCAAGCGGCUGCAGCUGCUGCACCCGCUGGACAGGGACUCGUCCAACUUGUCGCACAUCGUCUUCCAGCUCAUCUGCACGGUGAAGGCCACGAAGAAGAAGCGCACCAUCCCCGUCAUCGUCAGGGUCUCGGACAUCAACGACAACGCGCCCCACUUCGUCAACCUGCCGUACGAGACCACCGUGUCCGAGCUUACGCCCGUGGGGACCACGAUCUUUCAGGGCGUGCAGGCCACGGACGCGGACGCGGGCGUCAACGGGCUCAUGGAGUACAUGGUGGUGCCCGGCGACGCCGCGGCCGUGACCGCCGCCCACCAGGCCCAGCCCCGCACGCACUACGCCGACGGCUACGGCUACUUCACCAUCAACCUGCCUCAUCAGGGCCAGGUCACCGUCAACCGGUCGCUGGACUACGAGCGCACGCAGCGCUACCUAGUCACCAUCAUGGCCACGGACCGCGCGCGCAACUCGUCCGAGAGGCUGUCGAGCAGCGCGACGCUCACCGUCAACGUCCGCGACGACGACGACCAGGACCCGAGCUUCAUCUACCAGGGCUGCAUGCUGCUGGACGGCGCCUGCAUCAACCCGGAGUACACGGCAUCGGUGCAGAGCGGCAGGCUGGCGGGCGUGCUGCACGUGUCGCCGGAGAAGAUCCAGGCCGUGGACAUGGACUCCAUCAACUCGCCCAUCGCCUACUCCUUCCUCAGCGGCUCGCCGGCCAGCUUCAGGGACUACUUCGAGAUCAACCCGCAGACGGGAGCCGUGCGGCAGACGCAGCCCGUCGACACCUCCGUCACCAAGAAGUUCCACCUCAUCAUCAAGGCCGCUGAGGUGUCCGAGGCCAAGAGGUUCGCGACCGCCAAGCUGGAGAUCACUGUGAAGCCCGUGGACGUGAACCCGCCGGAAAUCAUCGCCACGGCCACGGAGGGUUACGUGGAGGAGAACUCCCCGGUCGGCACGCAGAUCCUGGACGUGAACGGCAGGCCCAUCUCCUUCACCGUCACCGACGCCGACCUGGGCCCCGAGGACCCCAAGCCCACCUACACCUUCGAGCUGACGACCAACUUCUUCCGCAUCGAGAAGGGCGUGCUGGCGGUCAACGAGGAGGACCUGGACCGCGACCCGCCCAGCCCGGGCAAGUUCCGCUUCCAGGUGGUGGCGCGCGAGAAGGGCGGCAACGCCGCCAGCUCGCCGCUGUCGCUCACCGUCACCCUGACCGACGUCAACGACAACGCGCCGCGCCUGCCGAUGAUCCCGCCCGUGUCCGUGCAGGCCGGCGACGGCAAGAGGGAGGUCAUCAAGGUGGAGGCCACGGACAACGACGAGGGCGACAACGCCCUGGUCACGUACAGCAUCUACCACGUGUCCAACAACGGCCGCCUCAAGUUUGUCAUUGACCCCGACACCGGGCUGAUCGAGACCAUGGGGAAGCUCAACGCCGGCGAGCAGUACAGCAUCACGGUGCAGGCGACCGACACUGGCGGCCGGUCCAGCCAGACCAUCGUGGAGGUGAAGGUCGUCCCCGGGCCCAACACGCGCAGCCCCGUGUUCCAGCAGUCCGUCUACGAGGUGCAGGUCAGCGAGGGCGCCGCCAUCAACACCACGGUGGCCACCAUUACGGCCAAGGACCCCGAGGACGACCCCGUGUCCUACUCCAUCGUGAGCGGCAACGACCUGAGGCAGUUCGCCAUCGGCGACAAGACGGGGGUCAUCACCAUCAUCCGGAAACUGGACCGCGAGGACCUCACCAGAUACCAGCUGCUCAUCAAGGCCGAAGACACGGGUGGUCUGUCGAGCACGGCGACGGUCAACAUUAAGGUGACGGACAUCAACGACAAGAACCCCGAGUUCGUGGGGCUGCCCUACGUGUUCCGGGUGCGCGAGGGCGAGGCCAACCAGACGGUGGGCUCGGUGCACGCCAACGACGCGGACGAGGGCCAGAACGCCGUGGUGUACUACUCGGUGCCCGAGGACGUCCCCUUCGCCGUGGACACCAUGACCGGCGAGGUGCGCACCAAGGUGGCGCUGGACUACGAGAAGCAGAAGGAGUACCGCUUCGUCGUGACGGCCAGGGACGGCGCCCCGGAUCCCCGCCUCGCCACCGCUACCGUCACCGUCGAGGUCAUGGACGUGGAGGACGAGCUGCCGGUCUUCAAGCAGCUCACUUACGACGUCCACGUGCCGGAGAACGUGCCGGACCACGUCGUCGCGCAGGUGCGUGCGGAGGACCCGGACACCGUGAAGCGCGUCACGUACGUGAUCCGCCAGGGCCCCACGGACCUGUUCGCCAUCGACGCCAAGACGGGCGUGAUCCGCACGACGCGGGGCCUGGACUACGAGCGCGAGAGCCAGUACAUCCUGGUGGUGGGCACGCAGGAGAACCCGGGCAGCGGCGCCGGGGCCACGACCCGCGUCGUGGUCAACGUGGACGACCGCAACGACAUCCCGCCAGUGUUCACGGCCGUGGCGCGGCCCGUCACGCUCGAGGACGACGUGAGCAUCGGCACGCGCGUGACCACGCUCACGGCCACGGACUCGGACGGCACGGCCCCGGGCAACAAGGUGCGCUACGAGCUGAUCGGCCGCGGCAAGGCCAGCAAGUACUUCACCGUGGACUCGGACUCGGGCGUGCUGAGCGUGCGCGACGACCUGCGCAAGGAGGCGGACCAGAGCUACCAGGUGGACGUCAAGGCCUACGACCUGGGUGAGCCGCAGCUGUCGUCCGUCAUGUCCGUGCCCGUGUUCGUGCGCCACACCGCCACCGUGGCGCCGGAGACGGGGCUGGGCUUCGCGGAGGACGCGUACACCGUCGAGGUCCCCGAGAACGCCACGGCCGGCACGCUCGUCAAGACCCUCACCAUCGUCAACAGCAAGGCGCAUCGCACCGCGCCCGCGCCACUGCACUGCAGCAUCGUCAGCGGCAACGACGGAGGACUCUUCUAUGUGAACGUGACGGAGGAGCGCAACUGCGAGCUGCGGGUGAGCGGCGCGGCGCCGCUGGACAGCGAGCAGCGCGCCCAGUACCUGCUGACGGUGCAGCUGGACACGCUGCCGGGGCUGGUGAACCCCGCCCAGGCCACGACUCGCAUCAAGGUGCAAGUCGAGGACCUCAACGACAACGUGCCCACCUUCGUGUUCCCGGCGAGCGGGCUGGAGGCGGCCACGGGUCGCUACUUCGGCGCCGUGCCGCAGGACGCGCAGAUCGGCACGUCGGUGCUGCAGGUCAAGGCGGAGGACGGCGACGGUGGCCGCUUUGGCCGCGUGCAGUACGCCUUGGUGGACGCGGCGGCCACCGACACGGACAACGACGUGGCCAGCGACGGCGGCAGCGACAGCGACUUCUUCGCGCUGGACGCGGACACGGGCGUGCUCAAGACGAAGCGCUCCCUGGAGGAGGUGCCGCCGCAGCGGCUGCCCUUCCGCCUGGCCGUCGAGGCGCGCGACAACCCGGGCGGGGUCGGCGGCUCGAACGCGGCCCGAGCGCAGGUCAUCGUCAACAUCGUGACGCCCAGCAACCUGCUGGUGCUGGUGCUGCAGGACGUGCGGCCGGAGCGGGUGCAGGGCGAGGCGCAGCGGCUCGUCGCCAUCCUGGAGCAGCACUCCGGGCUCGUGGUGGGCGUGGACAGGCUGACGGCGCGCCACUACCUGGCCGACAACGCCACGCUGCAGACGGACUCGAGCGGCACGGACGUGUGGUUCUACGCCGUGGACCCCGUGACGGGCCGCAUCCUGGAGCGCAACAGCACGCGCGUGCAGCGGUCCGUGCUGGAGAAGCAGGCCGUGUCCAACAUCACGCUGGACGUGUCGGCCAACCUGCAGGCCACGGCCACCGCCAUCCACGAGCCCUACGUGGUGGCGAGGGCCAAGACGGCCGUGGCCGUGUCGUGGGAGGUCUUCCCCUACGCGCUCAUCGUCAUCGCCUGCGUCAUCCUGGUACUGGGCGUCGUGGGCAUCGUCUACAUAUGCGUGUCUUGGUCCAGGUACAAGGCGUACAAGGAGAGAAUGCAGAGGAUGUAUGUGGUGCCAAGAUAUGACCCAGUUUUUGUGGAACCGAACUUGAAGGAAUACGAGACUCAGGUUCUGCAGAUGAGUGUACCUCUUGAUGAUAAUGACAGCUAUAAUGACCUGCAGCUAGACUUUAGUCAAAAAAAUCAUGCUUUUAGUAUGGACAAUGUAAGCUAUAUUACAAAAGAAAAUCAUGCUGACAGUAUAGGCCAGCAAAGUCCAGUCAGCUCAGAUGCAGCUACGACAGCGCGAGCUUCCAGUAUAGUAGGUGGAGUCGAAACACUGCGAAGGCGAGAGAUGAAGCCCAAUAACUUAACUGGUCACGACCCACCCAGCAACAAUCAUCAUUACGACAGAUCACAAGAAGAAAAUAAUGUAGGCCACCUUAAUGCAAGUGCCACCAAUGAAAAUGUACUGUUUUGUGAGAAGAAAGACUAUUCCCAUCUAGGGGGCUUCACAUACAUUAAUGACUGCAACAGUAUUGAAACAACCACUGAGCUUUAGAGAAGCGAAAUAUGGUGCCAGAAAAAGAUCUUGCUUUAGAUUUUUGUAGACAAUUUUUCCCCCAUUUCAUGCAAUAAUGCGGAAAAUCAAAAUGUUGCUUUGGCUGUCACUCGAUGGCCAUGAAUACUGAUGCAUGGAGAUAUCUCCUCUUAGUCAUUCAUUGUUUAUAAUAAGCUAAUUAUUAAUAUUAUCAUAACUAUUUUUUAGUUUUGAUAAGAUUUAUGUGACAUAUGUGUUGAGAGUUGACUUUAUUCUGAGUUUGUGAAAAGUAGUGCCAAUCCAUCCGUCCUGCUAUCAAUGAUGGAAGUUCAAAGUGAGCGGUAUAAUCAGGUAUGAUUUAGGUUUAACUUGGAGAGCCUUAGCCCUUAAAAGGUUUAUUUAUUUAUUUUGCCUAAAAAUCUUUCUGAGAAGAAAAUUUAUUCAGGUGUCUUUGUUAGAUGACAUUUAUUUUGAAAUAUUCCAAAACUCUCUUAUCCUUACCUAUCCCCACUUUCAUCCUGGACUUCAUGCAAGAACUUUGAUCCUUAUGAAACCAUUCCGGAUUAUGAAAUUGCUUAAAUUUUAGAUGUGUCUACACUUAUGAAGCCAAAUGAACAUGUGUACUUAAUAGCUUAAGAACUGAAUCGCAAGUGUCAUUCAGCUGGUGUCAUUAUGCUGAUGUUGUGAUAUUCCAGGACGUUUGGUACCAAUAUUUUUAAAGAAAAAUAUUUGUUUCUUACCAUUUGACCAUGAUGCUCAAUCUAAAGACCAUAUCGUAUUUCAUAUGGUUUCUACAUAAUACUUUUUUCAAAAUUAAAAUUGAAGCAGAAUAAGCAUAAGACUGCAGAGCGAGUAUGAAGGUUUGUAUUACUGGUUGUGCAAAAUUAUUUUUCAAUGGACAAUAAGCUGCAUGUACCAGAAAGUUAGUAUGUUUUGACACAUUAUGUCUUUUAGCCCACUGCUCAAUUGUCAAAGUAAGAAUGUAUAAAACUAAAUAUGUUGUAAAUUUUUAGUCUGUUUAUCUGCAAACAUUCUUAACUGUGUGAAUGUGUGUUAGUGAUUUGUUAUAAAUUUGUAAGUUAUACAUACAAUUGUACAUAAUGAUAGACCUAAUUAAGUGCAGUGAUUUUGUACAUAAGAUUAAAAGCAAUGAAUUUCUA